AUGGACGGCGCGGGACAGCCCAACUUGCGCAUUACCAUUAUUGCCGCCGACGGCCUCUACAAGCGCGAUGUGUUCCGUAGGUGCUGCAGCCGAUUCCCGGACCCCUUCGCCGUGGCCACGAUCAAUGGCGAGCAGACGCGCACGACGAGCGUCAUCAAGAAGACGCUGAACCCCUACUGGAACGAGAGCUUCGACAUGUACGUCACGGGAGUGGCUAACACGCGCAACAGGCGAGUCAACGAGGAGAGCGUGCUGGCCGUCCAGAUAUUCGACCAGAAGAAGUUCAAGAAGAAGGACCAGGGCUUUCUGGGUGUCAUAAAUGUCCGCAUCGGCUCCGUCAUUGACCUGGACGCGGGCGGCGAUGGUAUGACUAACGUUACCACAGAGAUGCUUACCCGCGACCUCAAAAAGUCAAACGACAACAUGGUCGUGCAUGGCAAGCUCAUCCUUAACCUCUCCACUAACCUGGCCACCCCCAUCAGCCAGGGCACAGCCAACGGCGCCCGUCCCACGGCAUCCCCGCACCCGUCCGUGAGUGGGCCCGCAGUGAAUGGUGCCUCGACGCCGCAGCAGUCGACCCAGAACCUACAUCCCGAUGCCUUCCCCGGCCAGGCACGACCGCCCGUUGCUGCGCAACCCCCUGCCCACCGUCUCAGCGCGACCUCGGUGCCGUCGACCGCUGCACCCCCAAUGUCGGCGCCCAAUGGAGCUCCGCCGCAGAACCGGCCAAACGGCGGCGCAUACAGUGCCUUUGAGGACGACCGAGGGCGGCUACCGAACGGCUGGGAAAGGCGCGAGGACCAUCUGGGCCGUACCUACUACGUCGACCACAACACCAGGCAGACAACCUGGAUACGGCCAGGCGCAGGAUUCAGCCAGACGGACUCGCAGAAUGCCAUGGCCGCGCAGACCCAGCAGGAACGCACCCGGCAUCAGAAUCGUAUGCUGCCGGAAGACCGCACUGGAGCUAACUCACCCACCCUCACUGACCGUCAGCCAUCACCCCCAGCGGCUGGGUCUGCCAGUGCAGUGAGCAUGAUGGCCACAGGCGCAACCACUGCUGGAACAGGAGAACUUCCGUCGGGAUGGGAGCAAAGACACACUCCCGAGGGACGGCCCUACUUUGUUGACCAUAACACGCGGACAACGACAUGGGUCGACCCGCGCCGACAGCAGUACAUUAGGAUGUAUGGCGGCCAGAGUGCAAAUGGCAGCACAAUCCAGCAGCAGCCCGUAUCUCAGCUCGGACCACUACCAUCAGGAUGGGAAAUGCGACUUACCAACACAGCACGAGUAUACUUCGUCGACCACAACACGAAGACUACCACAUGGGACGACCCGAGGUUACCGUCUUCGCUCGACCAGAAUGUGCCCCAGUACAAGCGUGAUUUCCGCCGCAAGUUGAUCUACUUCCGAUCGCAACCAGCACUGCGCAUAGUUAGUGGACAGUGUCAUGUCAAGGUGCGACGAACCCAUAUCUUCGAGGACUCGUACCACGAGGUUAUGCGGCAAAGCGCUGCAGACCUGAAGAAGCGACUCAUGAUCAAGUUUGACGGUGAAGACGGUCUGGAUUACGGAGGUCUUUCCCGAGAGUUCUUCUUCCUGCUUUCCCACGAGAUGUUUAACCCCUUCUACUGCUUGUUCGAGUACUCCGCACACGACAACUACACGCUGCAGAUCAACCCGCAUUCUGGCAUUAAUCCCGAGCAUUUGAACUACUUCAAGUUUAUUGGACGAGUUGUUGGUCUGGCCAUUUUCCACCGCCGCUUUUUGGACGCGUUUUUCAUUGGGGCUUUCUACAAGAUGAUUCUCAGGAAGAAGGUUUCGCUGCAGGAUAUGGAGGGUGUGGAUGCGGAUUUCCACAGGAAUUUGGAGUGGAUGCUGAACAACGACAUUACUGACGCCCUUGAGUUGACAUUUGCCACAGACGACGAGCGCUUUGGUGAGACUGUCAGCAUUGAGUUGAAGCCAGGCGGUGAGGAGAUUGAAGUCACAAACGAGAACAAGGGCGAAUACGUCGAGCUUAUCACGGAGUGGCGGAUUCAGAAGCGCGUCGAAGAGCAAUUCCAGGCCUUCAUCGCCGGCUUCCACGAGCUCAUCCCCGCCGACCUAGUCAACGUCUUCGACGAGCGCGAGCUCGAACUGCUCAUCGGCGGUAUCGCCGACAUUGACGUCGAAGACUGGAAAAAGCACACCGACUACCGCGGCUACACUGAAAACGACGAAGUUAUCCAAAACUUCUGGAAGUGCAUCCGCAGCUGGGACGCCGAGCAGAAAUCGCGCCUGUUACAGUUUGCAACCGGUACUUCGCGUAUUCCCGUCAAUGGAUUCAAGGAUCUGCAGGGAAGUGAUGGGCCUAGACGGUUUACGAUUGAGAAGGCCGGCGAGCCGAACCAGUUGCCGAAGUCGCAUACUUGUUUCAAUCGUCUGGAUUUACCCCCGUAUAAGACGUUCGAGGCGCUUAAUCAGAAACUCACCAUUGCGGUGGAGGAGACGGUUGGGUUUGGACAGGAGUAAAUGCAGAAGGAAAGGAAGGAAGGAAGCAGUUAUGUACAAAAGACGGACAUGAAAACAACUUUGUCAGAAGAAAGUAAAGCGGUUUUUGGAGCGGCCAAGUGGAAUUCGUAUAUGGAAAUGGGAAUCCUUGUUUAGGAGCAUUCUUUCCUCUGAAAGAUGUCUCUUUUGCCUGGUCAUUGUAUUGCGACAUGUAUAGGCGUUUAUGGGGGGUUUGUAGGAUGUGGAUAAGUGAAUGAAUCGAAAGGCUGGCGUGGGUUGUUUGAAUU
Parastagonospora nodorum SN15 is the source of this 2783-nucleotide messenger RNA. RefSeq lists its product as hypothetical. The record is from RefSeq and is a predicted model, not a curated record. Gene Ontology annotation, biological process: ubiquitin-dependent protein catabolic process. Gene Ontology annotation, molecular function: ubiquitin protein ligase activity; protein binding. Bases 1 to 2517 code for a protein of 838 amino acids. Lineage: Eukaryota; Fungi; Ascomycota; Dothideomycetes; Pleosporales; Phaeosphaeriaceae. The transcript has 8 exons.